GUGGAGUGGUGCUGGGCCGACGCAGGCGCGAAUGGAGUGUUCUGCUGCGGGGUGUUGUGCUGGUCUUGGCGAAAGGGAAAUUCUUGACGAGUUCCGUAGCCCUUGGCUCAAGCCGCGCCGGCCGAGGCCGCUGGACUGACCGCUGCCCUGGCCCUGGCCUGGCGCUGAGCUGGGGAGGCUUCUGCUCGGAUGGGCUCCCCGCUGGUGGGGCGGCUGAAGACGCAGCUCAGCCGCCUCGCUGGGGACCCGGAGGGGCUGUACGUCACCGCCGAGAAUCUCAAGCGCCUCCUCCGGCAGCUGGACCCGAGCUCGGCGAUCAUCUCGGACGAGGGCUUCAACGUCUUCGCGUCUGUGACCCCCAAGGAGUCCAACGGCCAGAUCUCCGUUGGCACAAUCGUCGACUGGCUCUACGAAGACUCGGACUUCGGCUUGCCGGAAAUGCAGGAAAAGAGCCCGUCGACGAUGUGUUCUGGAGCAAUCACCAGACUCCGACGGUCUCGGGAGCUCGCCGCGCGUUGCUGGCGCGGCUGCUGUCCACGGACCCCGAGGCGGUCGACGAGGAAGCCAUGAACAUCAAGGCUUCCAUGCCGCCUUUAAACAACAGCAAGAAGAUGAAGCUGCCGAAGUUACUUCUGUCUAGUAACGUGCCAGUCUACGGACCGAACAUCCCGAACUCGGUGAUGAAGAUCUUCGAGCCCGCCGAUAUGAGAGCUCUUGCGCAGGGGCUUUCGUGCAGAAUACCUUCUUAUGUUCUCAACCGCGUAGUCCAGAGCAAGAUGCGCCCAAAGUCGUCGACCUUGUCAAUGCCGCGCGCAGUAUAGACGACAUCGCCCAGAGGAACGGGGCCGCCGUAGACAAGCUAGAGAGUUUCGUGAAAGGUCUGCUAGAUCUCAAUUCGGCGGAUGUUCCUUCGUGAACAGGUACGCGGGCGACGGAUGGGCGCACAAGCUGCACUUCGACCACACUCUCGACAACUUCGGAUUCGACAAGGAGGCGUCGGACGUGCUCCGCAAGAGAGAGACCAAGAACUCGGACGGUGAGACUGUGACCCUAGAGCAUUACGCCUUCCGCUGGCUUAGCAAGGCGUUCGCGGCUUACGGCGUCGAGGGUUGCAUGACGGACGUCGUCAAUCUGAUCUUCGCAAUGAUGGGUAUCAUUCCUGAAGAUCUGGACAAGGGCAAGAUCGCCGAAUACAUUGAUUCAUUCAGAGAUGAUCUAUUGGGGAAGAAGGAUUUCUCUGAGCUCUGGGUUCCUAAGUAUUUUGUUAUGGACGCAGAGGUCGAUGAUUCCCUUACUAUGGUUAUCUUGUCGUACGUGCAUGAAGCGCGUGGUACCACGCUUCAGACGUUUGUCCAGCUGCCCGGCGAUGAGUCCAUCAACGAGGCCGCGGCGACGCUCGCGAAGCUCAACGACGUCUACGUCUACCGUGAUCCAGAGGCCAGGAAUCGGCAGGAAUCAGCAGGCCGUGCUGCAGAAGUUUGGUACGCAUCGCUAAGGCGCCAUGCCCGCGCGGUGUUUCUGCAAUCGCUUCCGCAACUUGCCGCAGCGCAGGGCCCCUUCCCCCCUCCUCGCCCCUCCCAGACCCUCUCCUGCUCGCUUCUCCCCUCGCUCGCCGCCGAGAUCUGCUCAUCUGCCGCGGUUGCUCGCGGGGCCUGCCUGCGGGCGUCUCACCGUGCCGCUCACCUCCGCUCACCGCAGUUGAGCUGGUCUGCGCCCUCGGCCGCUGCCCUCCCUCCGGCGUUGUACUCGCGGCCUCGGUGCUGUCAGGCUGGAAGGUUCGCGUGUGGCCCCCUAUCGUUGUCGGCGUCACCCCAGCAUGCCGAUGCCGCGUGUGCGCCGCCCCCC
This is a messenger RNA of Prorocentrum cordatum, 1845 nucleotides long. The record is from the annotation of a GenBank genome assembly. NCBI's taxonomy places the organism in Eukaryota, Dinophyceae, Prorocentrales, Prorocentraceae.